Molecule: messenger RNA, 1363 nt
Organism: Baudoinia panamericana UAMH 10762
Lineage: Eukaryota; Fungi; Ascomycota; Dothideomycetes; Mycosphaerellales; Teratosphaeriaceae
Exons: 3
Coding region: 442-1077 (211 amino acids)
Biological process (GO): ribosome biogenesis
Cellular component (GO): ribonucleoprotein complex
Source: RefSeq, a predicted model, not a curated record
ACUGCGUAGCGAAGCGACAGCGACAACAGCAUCAAACUCGAAGUCCGCUCGUUACAUCGAUACUAUGGUAAGCACUCACCAAGCAGGAAACCACUAGUUACAUGCCUCUGCUGUCCGCUGCCAAGGCGGUUCAGCAUGCUGUAGCGAUGACCCAAGCCCACCCUGCCUCGAUGGUAGUGGUGCUGAGCAAAAUGGCUUGAGCUGCCUCUCAUUCUGUCGAAAGAUGAUUUGAAGCAUGCUCUGUAGAGUUAGAACAGUUGGACUGACUGUUCUUCUCAAUGACAGCCUCCUAAAGCUGGAACGAAGAAGGCCGCCCCGGCACCCUAUCCGGGCACCAAGGCUGGCACGAGCAAGAAGCAAGCCAAGAACCCACUCAUCGAGCGCAAGCCUCGCAACUAUGGCAUCGGUCAAGACAUUCAGCCCAAGCGCAACCUCUCGCGCAUGGUCCGCUGGCCCGAGUACGUUCGCCUGCAGCGCCAGCGCAAGAUCCUCAACAUGCGCCUCAAGGUCCCGCCGUCCAUUGCACAGUUCUCGCACACUCUAGAUCGCAACACCGCAGCACAGCUUUUCAAGUUUCUGAACAAGUACCGCCCAGAGACGAAGGCGGACAAGAAGGAUCGGCUGCACCAAGAGGCGACUGCUGUCUCGGAGGGCAAGAAGAAGGAGGACGUCAGCAAGAAGCCAUAUGUCGUCAAGUAUGGCCUGAACCACGUGGUGGCUUUGAUCGAGGCGAAGAAGACCGCGCUGGUGCUGAUUCCGAACGAUGUGGACCCGAUCGAGCUGGUCAUCUACCUGCCAGCGCUGUGCAGGAAGAUGGGUGUGCCGUACGCAAUUGUCAAGGGCAAGGCGCGUCUCGGUACCGUUGUGCACAAGAAGACUGCUGCUGCUCUCGCCAUCACCGAGGUUCGUAGCGAGGACCAGUCUGAGCUUAGCAAGCUGGUCCAGGCCGUCAAGGAGGGCUACAUGGACAAGAAUGAGGAGCUCAAGAGACACUGGGGUGGCGGUAUCAUGGGUGCCAAGGCAAACGCCCGCGAGCGCAAGAAGAAGGAGCGCGCGGAGAGGGAGAUCAAGAUAUAGCGCAUUUACAUUGCGUAGCGGUGUUGUGCUGGCAUUUGGUACCAUAGGUGCCGGUUGCGAUGGAGUUGGGAUGUUGCACUUACUCUACGCAAUCUCUAUAGCGGUGGAGAUCCUAAAACUUUCCCAUGCCACGACACCACUUAUCCUCUCCAACGCGAUGCUCCAGAAAGUGUGUGCAUACGUUGAUUUUGCUCAUGUCCCGCCUACAGCACUCAGGAGUGCAAGGUUGUCGCUCGAGAACGUGCGAUUGAAAGCUGAGAGGAAACACCACCUCCACCCGAGCACG